This is a messenger RNA of Lodderomyces elongisporus, 1422 nucleotides long. RefSeq names its product Elongator subunit (gene ELP4). The coding region runs from base 1 to 1422 and encodes 473 amino acids. Gene Ontology annotation, cellular component: cytoplasm; elongator holoenzyme complex; transcription elongation factor complex. The record is from RefSeq and is a predicted model, not a curated record. Gene Ontology annotation, biological process: tRNA wobble uridine modification. NCBI's taxonomy places the organism in Eukaryota, Fungi, Ascomycota, Pichiomycetes, Serinales, Debaryomycetaceae. The transcript has a single exon.
AUGUCAUUUAGAAAAAGAGGCGAAAUCGUAAAUGGCGGCGGUGCUACUGGCAGUCCCGGUGCUGGUGCUGGUGCUGGAACAAUAGGUGGCCCCAGAGGUAUGCCAACUCGAGUCCAACAAGUACCAUUAACAACCAAUAGACAGUCUAGUUUCAGUACUAUUGGGCGUCCCAUCCCAUCCUUAUCAUCCGUUUCUUCAUCUAACUCUGCAAUUCGUACUUCUGGUCCUACCCAACAACACAGAGUAGCAUCGGUGAAGCUGCGAGAUGCUAUAGAGGAUGACUUGUCUAUACGAAUAAUGCAAAACCCUGGAGUUCGACCCUCGUUGAGCAAUUCCCAACCAACAGUACUGACGGGCAGUUCAGAUCUAGAUAAGAUCCUUUUGCAUCAAGGAUUGCCAAUUGGAAAUUCUAUUUUGGUGGAGGAGUCGGGAACGACUGACUUUGCCACUGUAUUGUUAAGAGCGUUUGCAUCGCAAGGGAUAAUGCAUAAUAGGAUAGAGCCAAAUACUUUGCAUUCGCAUGUGAUUGUUUUUGGAAUGUCACCAUACUGGUCAAAUGAUCUUCCAGGAUUGUACAAGGGAUCGUCGAGGGAGCAGAAAAAGGCCAGAAUUGCCGAAAAUGAAUCAAAAUUGAGUGUUUCAAAUAUUGCACACAACUCGAAUGUAGCUAGAGAUGAACUGAAGAUGAAAAUUGCUUGGCGGUAUGGACUAAAUAAGAAAGCUGAAGAACUGGGGAAGAAUAAAGAUGAUGCAACAAACACUGCAUACGAGCACUACAAUAAUCAAUUCGACAUCACUCAGAAACUUGUGCCUGGUCCUAGUCCUCAAGAAAUCUCGUAUGUUCCAAUGUCGAGUUCAGCAACGGCCAUUAUUACCCAAAUUGAGAGUAUUAUCAAGACCCAACUUAGAUCCAAUCCAUUAAAAGUUAUUAGAUUAGUUAUCCCAGGUUUGCUAAAUCCAUCAUUAUAUCCACCUACAUUUAGUGGCCCUACUGUUAUUUUCCCAUUCGUACAUUCCCUUAGAUCUUUGUUACGUCGAUAUGAGAACAAUCUUGUAGUGAUAGCUUCGCUUCCACUUGAUUUGUUUCCGAGGUCCAGCUCAUUAACUGGUAUAUUUGAAACGUUGUUUGAUGCAGUGAUUCACUUGCAGCCAUUCAAUCAAGAAAUGACCCAAUUGAUUGAAAAAGCCUACAAAAACGAGCCCGCUAAAAUCCAACAGGGUUUGGUGAAUAUAAUUAAGUUGCCUAUCUUAUCAGAAAAGGGAUUGAUGAUGGUUCAUGACGGAGAGUAUGCUUUUAAGAAUGGAAAGAAGAAGUUUGAAAUUGAAGUUUGGGGUAUUCCAGUCGAACACGAUUCAAAAGAAGAUGAAAAGAGUAAAGUCACGCCCGAAGGUGGUCAAACUACCAAAAGCAUUGAUUUUUAG